AUGCACUACGUUGCGGUGGUGACCCUCUGCUUGGCAGCCGCUUUUGCGGCUGCCCGAGCGCAGAUUCUACCCGCCGACCUCAUUCAGUCCGGGCUCUACCCGAAUUUCCCUUUCUGCAACUGCAACAAAGGCGCGUCGCCUUAUAGCCUUUCGCCAACCGUAACAUCAUACGGCAAUGGCACCUUCUGCUUUACGUUGAACGUAAGGCCAGUGGCUGGCGGCACCUCAUACUGCGCCACGAAAGCCGACGUACGCAAAAUUGAGUUCAACGUGCGCCAAGACUGCGACAUAGAUGGCACCAUUGUCAAGUCUACCAUCAAUGGUAUCUACACCGUCGUUGGACCUAGCUUUUCCUUAGCCCCGCAGGGCCCAACUGGCAGCAUGGUGCUCCGCCUGACGCAGCUGGGUCUGGGCUUCGAUAGCGAUGGCGCCCAGAUUUGCCUCACCCUGAUUUCCAAGGCGCCAGGUCGCGGCUGCACCACCCUGGAGCAGCUGUGCGAGCCGCCUAGCAGGGCCCCCCCAGGCGUCUGCUCCACAGCGCUUUUCGACACCAACGUGGAUUGCUGCCCGAUCUCCAGGUUAAGCAUUCCUAGCCCGCCACCUCCCUCCCCACCGCCGCCCUCGCCGCCGCCUCCUUCGCCGCCGCCACCGUCACCACCGCCUCCUUCACCACCGCCGCCAUCACCACGGCCACCCCCGCCUUCACCACCGCCUCCGCGACCACCCCCACCCCCACCUCCUUCACCACCGCCGCCACCUCCCCCAUCGCCACCCCCGCCACCCCCACCGUCACCACCUCCGCCACCCCCGCCACGACCACCACCACCACCCCCUCCGUCACCACCCCCACCACCCCCUCCAUCGCCACCUCCGCCACCCCCUCCGUCACCACCCCCACCUCCUCCGCCCCCACCGCCACCCCCGCCGCCUCCUCCGCCCCCGUCCCCGCCGCCUCCUCCUCCACCUCCGCCGCCCCCUUGCUUGUCCUGUGUCUACGUUACCUUGGACCCACCCGCCAGUGCAGUGUUCAGGAUCGUCUUCACCCCGGAUGACUGCACAAGGAUCGCCGACAGGAUUGUUGCCGAUGUCAAGGCAGAGGCCGCAACCUACGGAUCCAUCCUAAUUGGCGAACCAGUUUCAACUUGCAACGACAGAUACAUCAAGGUUUGCUUUAACUUCGUGUCGGAUCCAGUCGCCGCCCAGCUACAGCCCUUCGUAUCGAACCAGGUGUCCUUCUGGCUGAACGAGGCUCUGGGCGCCCCAGCCUGCCCGGCCUACCUGGCGAACUACAAGGUGACGGUCAAGGUCGCUCCGGACGGCGAUCCGUUCAACACCCCCACGGGCGGCUGCCUGGACGCGCUUACCUCGGUUGCUUGUAACGCAGGCAGCAUCAACUACCCGAAAUGCGUGUGCAACACCCGCCAGGCAUCAACAUCAUUCGCCGUCAUCCCCUUCAUGAACAAGUACCCUGGUCGCAAGAACUACACCAACUUGUAUUGCUUCAGCAUCGCUGUCGUCACCCCGACAGCACCCAACAGCGCUUGUGGCAAGACGACCACCCUGCGUUCUGUGGAGUUCUGGGCCGACGAUACCCAGCGCGCCCGCGUCAAGGGCAUGGGGGUCAUGCCCAAGGGCGCCACUACCAUGACCUACCUCUCUGAGUCAUGGGGUCCUGUGGGUGACGACACCCUGAAGUCACCCGUCCUCAACUGGAACAAGGCUCAGGCCGACGGCGCGAUGGUCUGCCUGGAGGUGGAGUACAUUACCAAUUUGGAUACCUUCUGCAAGUACGGCCAUGGCACUUGCUGGCUGAACCUCUUCAACGACGACAAGAGCUGCUGCCCACUCUACUCGGCGACGCUGCUCUGAGCGGCAAGGAGUUACUGGACGGGCCUUAUGGCAUUGCGUGCUUGCAUGGGAGAUGAUACGUUGGGACUUGAGGAGCCGCUGCCUGCCUGCAUCUGCUGCCAGUGCUUCGCGUUUGUGCUGCGGAUGCUGCCCCAUGGCAUCAGGGCGCGUGCCCUCACCACCACACGAACCCACGUCACCGCUUAUAAAUACUAGCGCCAUGCAUGUGCGCGCGCUCCGUUCGAGUCCCGGUGCCUUGUGUUAUUGCACAUAUGCUGUGGAAACCGCUUGGUUCGGGAGUGUGCUAUCGCGCCCCCGACACACUCAAAUUUCAUACUACUUCAUGCAUCGCGCAACCCCCGGUGGAAAGCACCGUGCUAGUGCUUAUCUCCGCGAUAAAGUGCGGUGCGCUUGCCUUUCGACUGUGAAGUAUUUGCUACAAACUUGGAUGGCAGCAGCACGUUGUAAACUGUGGCGAACUUGAGAUGGUUGGAAAGAGAUAUAGAAAUAGAGGGGCAGUCCGGGGCACACCGCAAAAAGUGUUUUGUGAACUCCUUCACUCGCUUCACAGUUGUUGGUUAGCUGUUCUGGUAUGCUCGUACAUCAUGCACCUGUACGAAUGUUGAUGUCCUAUGGUCUCCAUAGGAACUAACAGUCGUCAGUGUGAUCAUGCCCCAGCAUCUGACUGCUACUGGUAUUAGCAGGUCUUUGGAAAGACUUAUACCUCAAAACCGCGAUACACGGCCGGGUUAGGUACACACGUCUGCGUGCUGACACAUAACCCGCCCGAGAAUUCACGCUUUUGGGGCGGUUGGGGCAGUUGCCUGGAAAUAUAUGUAUAUUGGAUUCAGGUGCAUGCACGCGCGCUCAAGCAUUUCGUGUUGUGCCCCACGUCGCUCAUCACUGCCCACCUCGGCAACCCUUUACUUAACCAAACCACAACAAUUGCGAGCAAGGUACCGAUUUGCGUUCAUCUAAAUUGCUGUUUCAAUCGUCGUGCGCUUUUGUGUAUUACGUUUCAACUCUCUUGCUGCCGUUUAAUCUAAUAGUAGGGAUCAGCCAUUGCGAUACCUCUUCAAAGUGCGAGGGUUCAUUCGUAGAAGUGCCGGAAUGCUGUACUGCGACAAAAGGCAUCUAUCAUGGAGUCGCCGGUGUAUCGGCUGCAUUGAAGCCUGUUUAGGCUACUUAGCAAACACGUUACCGGUUUGCCGCGGAUGCACGACCCUAUGCCAGGAUGUAACCUGCGCAAA
Molecule: messenger RNA, 3098 nt
Organism: Volvox carteri f. nagariensis
Lineage: Eukaryota; Viridiplantae; Chlorophyta; Chlorophyceae; Chlamydomonadales; Volvocaceae
Gene: phV40
Product: extracellular matrix glycoprotein pherophorin-V40
Exons: 7
Coding region: 1-1869 (622 amino acids)
Source: RefSeq, a predicted model, not a curated record